AUGUUGGCAAAUGAGCUCAAGAAGACGCCGCGCCGCUCAAAUCGGCUGAUUGUCAUGCGUGACUUGGAUCAGCGCUUGUUAUAG
Gryllus bimaculatus (two-spotted cricket) is the source of this 84-nucleotide messenger RNA. NCBI's taxonomy places the organism in Eukaryota, Metazoa, Arthropoda, Insecta, Orthoptera, Gryllidae. The record is from the annotation of a GenBank genome assembly.